GGUUAGUUCCUGCUCUUUGCUGGCCGUUUCCUGUAAUCGUACUGUGUUGUGAGACGGAGAAAGCCAUGUGUGUCGAUGCAAAGGAAAGGGACAGCAGCGAAUGAUCUUGCUGAUGGGCAUCCACUCCGUAACUGCCCAGUCAGAAGGGAGAAGUAGGUGGUGAAAAGGAGGCAAGGUAGAGGGGGGGGAAUAGAGGAUCCACUGCUUAAGCAGUCUCUCCUCUGUCCCAAACCUUCCUCCACCUCCCUUACCGUCCCAAUAUCCGUGCAGAAAAGAUACUUUGACGAAAGCCCCUUUUGGUUUGAAGCAAACUACAGGGGACUGACACGCUAGAAUUUGACUAUCUAUUUGAGUUACGUUUUUUCCUCCCCCAUCCUCUGUGGUCGGGGAAAGAUGGCGGACCCUAUCAUGGACCUGUUUGACGACACGCCGCUGUUUAACCUAGAUGCCCUGCCUGAUGAUGCCUUCUCCCAGGGCUCUUCCGAUCCCGUGGAGGAAGCUCUGAAGCUGGCUCUGGGCCAGGUGGACCCCUCCUCUGACCCCAGCCUGGACAUCUCCACUACCCCAGCCCUCAGUAUGCCAGUGGCAGCUCCCCUUACCAUCCCAGACCCAGUCCCCACACAGCAGCCUGCCUCUGUGGCCCUUCCCCAAACUGUGUCUGUAGCCACAGCACCAGCCCAACUCGCUCUGGAGACUGUAAAUCAGACCACUUACUCUGUAGCCAGUAGCACCAGCGGCACUACCACCGUCCUGCUGAGUUCCCCCCUCACUGUGUCCAGUUCCUCGGGCACACAGCAGAUCACACAGCAGCAGCUCGCCCAGAGCAUAGCCCACCAGCUAACCCCUCAGCAGAUCGCAGCCAUCACCCAGCAGGCUGGAGGCCAGGGAGGACACAAGAUUGUCAUCCUCAAAGGACCCCAGGGCCAAGCCCAGGUGCUGCAAACAGUCGGAGGAACACCCGGGUCUCCUGGUGGCAAAGUCACCAUCGCCAGGGUACUUUCAGGCACCCCUCUCCGUCCAGGCAUGUCCAUACUUCCAGGCGGGACGGUCCUGAACCAGGCGGCCCCCGGGCAGGCCCAGGUGAAGGUUGGCACGGGCAUGCAGAGGCUUGUCCAGUCCCACAACGGGCCUGUCAAGCAGAUGUUGCUGACCUCCAUGCCCCAGACGCAGACGCAGGUCCAGGCUGGUCAGACGGUGCAGGUCCAGCUGCCCACGCAGGCCCAGCUUGCCCAGGCCCAGACCCAGGUGCAGCUCCAGAACCAGGGGCAGCCCACGCAGAUCCAGGUGCAGCUACAGCAAGCCAUGCAAGGCCAGCCACAGGUCACCACCUCGGGCACGGUCCGACCUCAAGGGGUCACUCUCACCACCAUGCCACAGCAGGGUGGCGAGGCGAAGCGCAUCACUCUCGUCCUCCAGCAACCCACCCAGGGCGGCACAGGCCAGGCAGGAACCGUCACCCUCGGAGCGGGCGCUGGCCAGCAGCGGCAGACAGUGCAGUUGCAGCAGGCUGGGCAGGGUGGUCAGCAGCCUAGGCUGGUGCUGGGCUCUCUUCCAGGGAAGCUGGUCCUCCAGGGAGGUCAGCUGGCUGCCCUCACCCAAGCCAGACAGGCAGGCCAGACCGGGGCACAGCCCAAAGUACUGACCAUCCAGCUGCAGGUGCAGCAGCAGCCUAACCAACAGGGAGGAGCUAAGUAUCAGCUGGUGUCAGGAACGGGCACCACGGGCAGCCCUCAGGUGGUGCAGAUCUCCCAGGGCCAAGGAGGACAGAGAUUGGCUGUGCCGCUCAAGCUGCUGCUGCAGCCACAGACCAGCGCCACGUCCACAGCAGGGGGCACCGUCUCCGUGGUGAAGGUCAUCAACACCUCCGCCGCUGGCUCGGCCUCCACCACCACCACCAUGGCCGCCGGGGGGAUCCGCCUAGCCAAGGCGGGCGAGCCGGUGCGCCGCGUGGAGACCCUGUGCAAGCAGGAGAAGGCCAACCGCAUCGUGGCCGAGGCCAUCGCCCGGGCCAAGGCGCGGGGCGAGAGGAACAUCCCUCGCGUCCUCAACCAGGACGAGCUGCCCGCCGGGCAGACGGCUGCAGACCUGGGGGGGGCCGUGACCCCGCCGGCCGCCGCUAAGAAGAAGGGCGGUGGGGGAGGGGGGAGCAGGAAGAAGAGCCCAGGGUCGGCGGCCUCGGGGGGCAAGGGCGGGGCGGGGGCGGAGAAGAAGGGCAAGGCCAAGGCGGCGGGGGGGGUCGCCGGAGCGGGGGUCGCGGCGGGCGUGGCCGGCGGUGGGGGCAGCAAGAGCAAAAGCAAGGCCAAAACCAACACCAUCACUCCAGUGGGGAUUAAGAAGAGGAAGAGGAACGCCUCCUCAGACCACUCAGAUGGAGAGCUGAGCCCCGCCUCGCCCCGCACCCUGGAGGAGGACUUGCUGCAGAAGAGGCGCUCUAACCGGCAGGUGAAGAGGAAGAAGUACACUGAGGACCUGGACAUCAAGAUCACGGACGACGAGGACGACGAGGACGUGGACGUGACCACCACGGCGGCGGCGGUGGCGUCCAUCAGUGGGGGACCCCAGCUGAUGGGAGCCCAGCUGAAACAGGAGCUGGAGCUGGACGGUGACGGGCUGGCCAGCAUGCAGUUCUUUGUGGAAAACCCCAGUGAGGAGGAUGCUGCAAUCGUCGACAAGGUUUUGUCCAUGAGGCUAACGAAAAAAGAGGUGUCUACCGGCCAGUAUGGCAGUGUUGAGGAAUUCUUUGUGAAGUAUAAGAACUACUCGUACCUCCACUGUGAGUGGGCCACCUUGGAGCAGCUGGAGAGGGAUAAGAGGAUCCACCAGAAGCUCAAGAGGUUCAAGGCCAAACAGGCCCAGAUGAGACUCCUCUUCCAGGAGGAAGAGGAGUCGUUCAACCCAGACUAUGUGGAGGUGGACCGUAUACUGGACGAGUCGCACAGUGUGGACAAAGACAACGGAGAGCCGGUGAUCUACUACCUGGUGAAGUGGUGCUCCCUGCCAUACGAGGACGCCACCUGGGAGCUGAAGGAGGACGUCGACGAGGAGAAGGUGGAGGAGUUCAAGAAGAUCCAGAACCGCCAGGCACGCCUGAAGAGAACUCCCCGGCCUCAGGCUGCAGCCUGGAAGAAGCUGGAGGAGUCCAGAGAGUACAAGAGUGGCAACGUCCUGAGAGAGUACCAGCUGGAGGGCGUUAACUGGCUGCUCUUCAACUGGUACAACAGGCAGAACUGUAUCCUGGCAGACGAGAUGGGCUUGGGGAAGACCAUCCAGUCCAUCUCCCUGCUGUCGGAGGUGUUUGGGGCCGGUAUCCAAGGCCCCUUCCUGGUCAUCGCGCCCCUCUCCACCAUCACUAACUGGGAGAGGGAGUUCACCACCUGGACCGACAUGAAUGCCAUCGUCUACCACGGCAGCCUGGCCAGCAGACAGAUGAUCCAGCAGUAUGAGAUGUACUGCAAGGACGACAAGGACCACCUGAUCCCGGGAGCGUACAAGUUUGACGCCCUCAUCACCACCUUUGAGAUGGUGCUGUCGGACUGCCCGGAGCUGAGGGAGAUCUCCUGGCGCUGCGUGAUCAUCGACGAGGCUCACCGCCUCAAGAACCGCAACUGUAAGCUGCUGGACAGCCUGAAGAUGCUGGACCUGGAGCACAAGGUGCUGCUGACGGGCACGCCCCUGCAGAACACUGUGGAGGAGCUCUUCAGCCUGCUGCACUUCCUGGAGCCCGCCCAGUUCCCCUCCGAGACCGAGUUCCUCCGGGACUUUGGAGACCUCAAAACAGAGGAGCAGGUCCAGAAGCUGCAGGCCAUCCUGAAGCCCAUGAUGCUGCGACGCCUCAAGGAGGAUGUGGAGAAGAACCUGGCGCCCAAGCAGGAGACCAUCAUUGAGGUGGAGCUGACGGACGUGCAGAAGAAGUAUUACCGAGCCAUCCUGGAGAGGAACUUCAGCUUCCUCAGCGUGGGCGUCAACCAGAACAGCAACGUGCCCAACCUGCUCAACACCAUGAUGGAGCUCCGCAAGUGCUGUAACCACCCCUACCUCAUCUCAGGGGCCGAGGAGAAGAUAGUGGCCGAGCUGAGGGAGGUGUAUGACCCCAUGGCGGCAGACUUCCACCUGCAGGCCCUGGUACGCUCGGCGGGGAAGCUGGUGCUGCUGGACAAGCUGCUGCCCCGGCUGAAGGCGGGCGGACACAAGGUGCUCAUCUUCUCUCAGAUGGUGCGCUGCCUGGACAUCCUGGAGGACUACCUCAUCAACAAAAGAUACCUCUACGAGCGGAUCGACGGUCGAGUCAGGGGUAACCUGCGCCAGGCCGCCAUCGACAGGUUCAGCAAACCUGACUCUGACCGCUUUGUCUUCCUACUGUGUACCCGCGCUGGAGGCCUGGGCAUCAACCUGACUGCUGCAGACACCUGCGUCAUCUUUGACUCUGACUGGAACCCCCAGAACGACCUGCAGGCCCAAGCCAGGUGUCACCGCAUCGGCCAGUCCAAAGCCGUCAAGGUGUACCGCCUGAUCACCAGGAACUCCUACGAGAGGGAGAUGUUGGACAAGGCCAGCCUGAAGCUGGGGCUGGACCGGGCUGUCCUGCAGAGCAUGAGCAGCAACAAGGAGAGCAACGUCAACGGGGUCCAGCAGUUCUCCAAGAAGGAGAUCGAGGACCUCCUGAGGAAGGGAGCGUACGCCGCCAUCAUGGACGAGGACGACGAGGGCAGCCGCUUCUGCGAGGAGGACAUCGACCAGAUCCUCCAGAGGAGGGCCACCACCAUCACCAUCGAGAGCGAGGGCAAGGGCUCCACCUUCUCCAAGGCCAGCUUCGUGGCGUCUGAGAACCGGACGGACAUCGCCCUGGACGACCCCGAGUUCUGGCAGAAGUGGGCCAAGAAGGCCGACAUCGACUACGACUCCAUGAACAGAAAGAACACGCUGGUGAUCGACACCCCCAGAGUGAGGAAGCAGACCCGCCAGUUCUCCACCCUGAAGGGGGAAGGCGGCGACCUCUCCGACCUGGACAGCGACGAGGAGUACCCGCCCCACAACUCCCGGCAGUCCCGCGCCUCGCGGCGCUCCGAGCGCCACACCGGGGUGGGCUACGGCCGCACCGACUGCUUCCGUGUGGAGAAACACCUCCUGGUGUAUGGAUGGGGGCGCUGGCGAGACAUCCUGGCCCACGCGCGCUGUAAGAGGCGUCUAGGGGAGCGGGAUGUGGAGACCAUCUGUAGGGUCAUCCUGGUCUUCUGUCUGCUGCACUACCGCGGAGACGAGAACAUCAAGAGCUUCAUCUGGGAGCUCAUCACGCCUCCGGAGAACGGCCGGGAACCUCAGACGCUCCUCAACCACUCGGGCCUGAGCAUCCCCGUGCCCAGAGGCAGGAAAGGGAAGAGGGUGAAGGCCCAGAGCUCCUUCGACGUGCAGAAGGUGGAGUGGAUCCGCAAGUACAACCCCGACUCGCUGCUUCUGGACGACAGCUACCGCAAGCAUCUCAAGCACCAAUGCAACAAGGUGCUGCUGAGGGUGCGCAUGCUGUACUACCUCAGACAGGAGGUCAUCGGAGACCACUCAGACUCAGUGUUGAGAGGAGCUGAUGCCAGGGAUGUUGACAUCUGGAUGCCUGAGAUGGAACAGCAGGAGGUGCCGUCAGGCUGGUGGGAUACGGAGGCUGACCGCUCACUCCUAGUGGGAGUCUUCAAGCACGGCUAUGAGAUGUACACGACCAUGCGUGCUGACCCGUGCCUCUGUUUCCUGGAGCGCGCCGGUCGCCCCGACGACCGGGCCAUCGACGCCGAGCAACACACAGGCGACGCAGAGCUAGGAGACGACGGAGACUACGAUAAGUAUUCUGAAGACCCAGAGUUCAAGCCUGCCGCGCGGCACACCAAAGACCUUUAUGAGGAGCCUGACUCCAUGGCCAUGGACGAUGAGAUCUGCGUGGAGGACAGGGCGGGCCCGGUGGUCCCAGAGGGGCCGUCCUCUGGCCAGAGCACGGCCUGUGAGUGGCCCACCAGCUCGUCACUCACCGCCAGGCUCCGCCGCCUGAUCACGGCCUACCAGCGCAGCUACAGGCGGGAGCAGCUGAAGAUGGAGGCGGCCGAGAAGGGCGACCGCAGGCGCCGGAGGUGCGAGCAGGCCAGCAAGCUGAAGGAGAUCGCCCGGCAGGAACGCCAGCAGAGGUGGACCAGGAGGGAGGAGUGUGACUUCUACCGUGUGGUCUCCACGUUUGGCGUGGAGCGCAUCAAGAAGGAGGAGGGCGACCCGCGGGGGGAGGAGCCUGAGAUGGACUGGACCCGCUUCCGCACCUUCGCCCGUCUGGACAAGAAGACUGACGAGAGCCUGUGUCGCUACUUCCGCUGCUUCCUGGCCAUGUGCCGCAGGGUCUGCCACCUGCGCCCAGCCCACGGAGAAGACCCCUCCGAGGUGUCCCAGUCUCUGGCCCCCAUCACAGAGGAGCGCGCCUCACGCACCCUCUACCGCAUCAGCCUGCUGCGUCGCCUCCGGGAGCGCGUCCUGCCCAGCUCCUCCCUGGAGGAGCGCCUCCCGCUGGCCCCGCCCAGCCCCGAGCUGCCCGCGUGGUGGAGUGCGCCCGAACACGACCGCCAGCUCAUGCUGGGCGCCGCCCUCCACGGCGUCAGCCGCACCGAGCUCUCCAUCUUCUCCGACCCGCAGUUCACCUUCCAGCAGGCUCGCCAGGACUACCAGCAGGCCCUGCCCCCGGCCCCCCAGCCCACCAGCACGUCCCAGGGAGAGGAGGAGGAGCCAGCCGUGAAGAAGGAAGAAGAGGAGCCUCGACUGCCGGGGGGCGAACCCCCCAGUGCCCCAGAGGUCCAGACCACGCCCCUGACUCACCAGGAGGGGAAGGGCCGGGCCCGGACUGGCUGGGGCUGGAAGAAGAGCAGAGGGAGGGGGCCCAGAGGAAGUGGGAGGAAGAGAGGAGGAGGAGGAGGGCUGUCGGACUCGGAUUCCGUUACAGAUUCCGGCUCUUCGUCCUCCGAUGGCUCGGCCAGCUCUGACGAGAGUGGGGAGAGCGAAACUGAGCGAGAACGAGCUGCCAAGGUGUGUGAUGGGGAUGAGGAGAACAGCAUGCUCUCCAUGACCCCUUCCCAAGAGGGUGCUCCCCUGACUGACCCCCUUCGAGUGGACUGGCCCAAGGACCGCGUGUUGAUCAACCGUCUGGACAGCCUCUGCACGCUGGUUCUGACUGGCCAGUGGCCAGCCGGACGCCGCUACACAGCUGAGAACCAGCUGACCUCCGCCUCUGACGAGCAGGGGGGAGGAGACGAGCUCAGCUACUCCCGGCUCAUGCGUAAAGGCCACAGCACCCCUGGUGGGGAAGGGACUGAUGAGCAGGACUCUGAGUUCACUGUCAAACUCCUCAAGGAGGAGGGGCUGAAGCUGACGUUUUCCAAGCAGGCUUUGAUGCCCAACGGGGCGGCGGGAGAGAGCAGCGGACGUAGGAAACGGAGGGACCAAGAGCUGUCAGACCCAGACGGGGUGGUUCAGAGUGCGGAGAGGGCGCCCCGGCGCAGGGGCCCACCCAACUGGCUGAAGGAGAACCCAGACUACGAGGUGGAGGGAGACAUGCUGGAGCUGCUUGUCAACAGGAAUAAGAGGAGGAGGAGGAGGAAGAGGACCGAGAAGGCGCUGACGGGGAGCGAGAAGGUGAAGAUCAUCGAUAUGAAGACAGGAAAGAAGGUGGGAGCAGCUUUCGGACCCCUGCUGCAGGACCUGAGGGAGUUUCUCGAGGAGAACCCGGACUACGCCGUAGCACCAGACUGGGCGGAGACUGUUCGAAGCUCUGGCUUCCUCCCCGAGAGCCUCUUCAACCGGCUCCUGACUGACGAGUCUGACAUCCCCAAGCGAGGUCGGCGCCGUCACCACCACCACGCCCCCCUGCCCACUCCGCUGGAGGACCCCCUGCUGGUGGGAGGCGAGGAGGAAGAUGAAGAGGAGGAGACCCUAGUUUCCGAUGGGGCCUACAUGAUGGACGAUGAAGACCUGGAGGAUGGGAACAACCUGACCGGAUCCCACCACUUCCUGCCCCCCGACUUCGACGUCAAGAUGGAGGGAGGUGACAGUUUGUCACAGGGCGGAUAUGAGAGUUCAGACAGGGAGGCCCUAUUGGACGACGUCAUCAUGGCGCACAAGGACGAAUCAGACUCUUCCUCUUCCAGCUCAGAGGAUUGACCAAGCACAUCCUGUCUGACAUAGCCCUUUCCUAUUGAAAUCAUGUUAUUUUCUCAUUCGUGUCAUUAUUCCUUUUUAUUUUUAUCAUUAUCUGUAUCAAAUAAUGGACGGACGUGUUUUUUUUUUGGUUCCCUCUUUUUACUUAUUUGUUUCAUGUAGGUUUUUUGGGGGGGAAGUAGGUUUGCGCCCAUCAACUUCCAUUCCUUUCAUCCAUGAUACUCCCCUUCUGUCUGUGACCAGCCCUUCUUCACGCUCAGCCCCCUCAGGGGCCUCAUCCAGAGCCUCCCUUUCACCUUCUACUCACCUCUACCAACCUCCUUGGCCUCUUUC
Molecule: messenger RNA, 8505 nt
Organism: Hypomesus transpacificus
Lineage: Eukaryota; Metazoa; Chordata; Actinopteri; Osmeriformes; Osmeridae
Gene: chd8
Product: chromodomain helicase DNA binding protein 8
Exons: 39
Coding region: 394-8175 (2593 amino acids)
Biological process (GO): chromatin remodeling
Molecular function (GO): ATP-dependent chromatin remodeler activity; protein binding; ATP binding
Source: RefSeq, a predicted model, not a curated record